Colossoma macropomum (tambaqui) is the source of this 2067-nucleotide messenger RNA. RefSeq names its product tripartite motif-containing protein 16-like. The record is from RefSeq and is a predicted model, not a curated record. The transcript has 6 exons. The coding region runs from base 262 to 1299 and encodes 345 amino acids. Gene Ontology annotation, molecular function: protein binding. Lineage: Eukaryota; Metazoa; Chordata; Actinopteri; Characiformes; Serrasalmidae.
CAGACCGGAGAAAACAUAUCUGAUCUCAGAGUGUCUCUCUCUCUCUCUCUCUCUGGAGAUGUGGAGUGUGAUUUCUGCACUGGGAGGAAACGCAAAGCUGUAAAAUCUUGUUUCACGUGUCUGGCCUCCUUUUGAUGAUCGUAAAAGUCAAAGUAAAGUUCCUCCUUGGAAAAAGCACAAGCUGGUCAAAGUGUCCACAUGAUUACAAGAGAAGAUCUGCUCUGAUUUACUGACCGAAGCUGCAUCUGCUAUUUGUGUACAAUGGAUGACCACAAAGGCCACGAUACAGUCUCAGCUGCAGCAGAGAGAACCCAGAAACAGAGGGAGCUGGAGGAGAUGCAGAGAGAAGUCCAGCAGAGGAUCCAGGAGAAGCAGAAGAAGCUGCAGGAGCUGGAACAGGCUGUGAACAGUCUUAAGAAAAUCAACAGAAUGGGUAUUGAAGAACUCCUGGAGAAACUGGAGCAGGAGAUCGCUGAUCUAAAGAGGAGAAACACUGAGCUGGAGCAGCUUUCACUCACAGAGGAUCACAUCCAUUUCCUCCAGAGUUUCCAGUCUCUGAGCGUCUCUUCUGGAUCUGAGGACUCCUCCAGCAUCUCUGUCCAUCACCAUCUCUCAUUUGAUGGAGUGAGGAGCGCUCUCUCUGAUCUGAAGGAGAGACUAGAGGAGUUCUGCAGAGAGGAGCUCAGUAAAAUCCCUCUACAAGCUGCAGCAGCUCCUUUAUUAUUCUCAAAACCAAAGAGCAGAGAAGAUUUUCUACAGUAUUUCUGUCAGCUGACUCUGGAUCCUAACACAGCAUAUCAUCAACUCAUCCUGUCUGAGAAGAACAGAGUGGUGAAGUGGAGUGAUGAAGGCCAGAGUUACUCUGCCCAUCCAGAGAGAUUUGACCACAUAUUUCAGGUGCUGAGUGUGGAGAGUCUGACUGGACGCUGUUACUGGGAGGCUGAGUGGACUGGAAAGGUGUACAUAUCAGUCUCAUAUAAAGAGAUCAGCAGGAAAGGAUGGGAUGAUGAAAGCAAGUUUGGACGUAACAAUCAGUCCUGGAGUCUGCUGUGUUAUUCUUCUCUCACUUUCUACCACAACUACAUUAAAACUCCGCUCCCAAUACGUCCAUCCUCCAGAAUAGGAGUUUAUGUGGAUCACAGUGCAGGAACUCUUUCCUUCUACAGCGUCUCUGACACAAUGAUACUCCUACAUACAGUCCACACCACAUUCACUCAGCCGCUCUAUGCUGGGUUCUGGGUUGGUUUUGACUCAUCUGUGAGGUUGCGUGAUAAAAAUGAUGGUGGUGAUCGUGGCUGAUGGUCUGUGAGGCCUGUUUGACUAAGUUUCUGCUCUUAUCAUCCCUUUUUCCUCACCUAGUUAUAUUUGAUCACAGUCUAUUAAUAUUGAUUAUCGUCUUAUAAUCUCACUCAAAAUUUUCACUCAUGUUACAUUUUGUAAACGAACAAAACCAACCAGCUUCAAGAUCAAUCGUGAUAUUAUAAAUAUUUACCCAGAGCAGAAAAAAAGAAGAAGGCAAAUGUACAAGACUGUAUGAUUAUUGUUGUUAAUGUCAAAAUAUACUACAGAUUCCAAAAAACUUACUUCCACUCCAAACAGCUGAUCAAUCAGAUAUUUUCUCUACUGAUUUUACUGUAAACAUUUCUGCUAUUAUUGUUUAUAGUAUAGUUUUAUGGACAUACAGUGUUUGAUUUGUGUAUUUUUGAUUUUAUGGGGUUAUUUUUCUCACACUCUUUUUGUGAGCAAUUUGCUUAGCAGGCAUGGUACAACGAACCUUUCAUUACCAUGAAACAAUUUUAAAAUAACAUUAUUUUAUAUUAAUUUACAUUAAUUUAUUAAUGUAUAUGUAUUAACACGUUGUUAGCUGGUGCAAAGCUCUGGCAUAACUUUCAUUUAACUUUCAGUUUAAUAAUGAGCAACUUCAAGCAUAAGCUUCACCCUACUCUUCCUCUGCUUGAAGCUACAAUACAAAAUAUUCUAAUUCUAUUUACUUUAAAUUAUUUAGUAUUAUAAUAUCCCGUGACAUUUAGUUUGGGGAUAGGAACACUAAAGAGACCCAUUACAUUA